Messenger RNA from Phyllopteryx taeniolatus (common seadragon), 2157 nucleotides. It is a transcript of the gene pafah1b2, whose product is annotated as platelet-activating factor acetylhydrolase 1b, catalytic subunit 2. NCBI's taxonomy places the organism in Eukaryota, Metazoa, Chordata, Actinopteri, Syngnathiformes, Syngnathidae. The transcript has 6 exons. The coding region runs from base 222 to 917 and encodes 231 amino acids. The record is from RefSeq and is a predicted model, not a curated record.
CGUUUGUUGGAGCAGCAGCUCGUUUGUUGGAGCAGCAGCUCGGUUGUUGGAGCAGCAGCUCGGUUGUUGGAGCAGUAGCUCGGUUGUUGGAGCAGCAGCUCGGUUGUUGCUGCUUCGGCAAGCGAGCGUCUCGUCCUUCCUCCGCGGCCGCGUCGUCAGCUGUCAAGUCGACGCCACAGCUCUCGCCAGCCUCGAGAAGCGACGCCCUGUGCUGUGCCAGGAUGAGCGGCGACGGCGACGGUUUCAACCCCGCUGCGGUGGCUCAGCCGGUGGAGGACGCGCAAGGGGAUGGGCGCUGGAUGGCACAGCACAGCCGAUUUGUGCAGGAGUGCAAAGACGCAGAACCAGAUGUGCUGUUUGUGGGAGACUCGAUGGUACAACUGAUGCAGCAAUAUGAGGUGUGGAGGGAGUUGUUCUCACCGCUUCACGCCCUCAACUUUGGCAUCGGCGGCGACACCACCUGCAACGUCUUGUGGCGGCUGCAGAACGGAGAGCUGGAGAACAUCCGUCCCAAGAUUGUGGUGGUGUGGGUAGGAACCAACAAUCACCAACACACAGCAGAGCAAGUUGCUGGAGGAAUUCUUUCCAUCGCCAAGCUGCUCACCUGCCGUCUCCCCAAAACGAAAGUGGUCGUACUGGGUUUGUUACCGCGGGGGGAGCGUCCCAACCCGCUGAGGGAGAAGAACGGCGCCGUCAAUGACUUUCUGCGCUCCUGGCUGCCUCGCCUGGGCCAGGCCCAGUUCCUGGACACCAGCGCGGAGUUCGUCCACUCCGACGGCACCAUCGGUCCGCAGGACAUGUUCGACUUCCUCCACCUGACGUCGACGGGUUACCGCGUGGUGGCCAAGCCCCUCAGCGACCUGCUGCUUCAGAUACUCGAGGAGACGCCGGAGGAGCGAAGGGCGUCGCUGGUUUGAGCGGCCGAGCGGGAGGAGGGAAGGCACCCUGAGACGGGCGGGCGUGUCUUGGUUUUGACGAGCGGGACGUCGGCGUGGGCGCUGUCGACGGGAGAGAGACGUCGCUUCGCUCGUCAAACGACUCCCUGCCCGAGACCUUGUGCGACCGCACCGUCAGAUCAAAUGAAGUAUUUCUCUUGAUUUCUCAGCACCGUUACUCACUGAUGUGCACAGCCUCAUUUCUUCCUGUAUUAUGUCAUCACGGUCAAAUGUUGACAGCAACUCCGGUAACAUGAGACGUAACUUGUAUGAUGUUUGAAGUAUGCUCAUGGGGGGGGGAUACAAAGUGCUUAACGUCCUCCAAUCAUUACUUUUUAUUUUAAAGGUUUAAAAGAUUUGCCAAAGAGCACAGCAAAAUAGCACAGUUUUACUGAUUGGUAAGCAGAUCACCUUAAUGCUCAGUGUGCUCGAAUUCCGUAAGUAUCGACGUGUGGAACUUGUUCGCUAAACGUUGACGCGGCGUAAUUGAGCAAGCCAACAACAUCAAGCAAGUGAAUUGUUUGCAACAGAAUUGAAGACUGGUUGAAACACUUCUCAUGCGCGCUGUUCUGCAUCCUGACAUGGACAAAUAAUGACACUUUCUCCCUCCCAUUCAACACUUUGAUGGGUAUACAGUACAGUAUUUUCUUUCUUACGCACCUUUUCAUUCUGUGACUUUUCAUUUUACUUUUUUUUUUUUUUGUAAUUUUAUCCACCUGUUGUGUUUCGUUUUUGUCAUUGAGCUCUCACACAAUACUUUUUUAGGAAUACAAAUUUGCAGAAGCUACUGAAUAUUAUCAUGCUACCAAGACAAAAUCCCAUUUUGGCAAGCUUAUGCUAAACCUUCUUUAUGACUCAAUAAGUCACAUACUGAGCUUCAAAUUAUCUGACGUUUACUGCUGUCUUAAGCUCUGCACAGCACGUGCUGCGUGUGUAUGAUUGUGUGCGUGUGUGUGUUUGUGUGCGUGUGUGCACGCCUCCAAUGUUUACGGGAGCGUUUGUGUACAGCGUGUCUGCAAGUUGGAGCGGUGCGAGUGAUUGGAAGUGACCCCGCAUGUAUAUAAGAGACGUGCAAAGGAUGUCUGUAGGGGAUUUAGACUGGGGGAGUCUGUCAGUGUGUUACGUUAUUUUGUGCACUUGUUUGGCUUGUUGUCUUGUUAUUGAGUUAAAGUAAAGCAUUCCAAUUAAAAAAAAAAAGAAAUAAAAGCAAGGCCAGAAUUCA